This is a messenger RNA of Paramuricea clavata, 805 nucleotides long. Lineage: Eukaryota; Metazoa; Cnidaria; Anthozoa; Malacalcyonacea; Plexauridae. The record is from the annotation of a GenBank genome assembly.
AUGGUCACUGUGGUACAGCUGACAGCAAAACGGCAAGUAUGUUUGAGAGUUAUUCCCGUGAAAGUGUCUAGCAGAGACAAUUCGCGAGAAAAAAUCACCUAUGCCAUACGGGACGAAGGUUCCAACACAACAUUGGUUAAAGAGAGUUUGGUGAAUGAGCUCGGAUUGGAAGGUCAACCUCUUGAUUUUAAACUAACGACCAUGAACAAGGUUUCUCAAGAGUCUGGGAAGUCGCAUUUUCUCUAUGUGCAAGGUCUUGGCCAAAACGAUUGCUUAGAAAUUCCUAAUGCCCUAUCAAUUAAGGAUUUAUCUGUGGCGAGAAGUUGCAUUCCAACCAAAGGAGAUAUUAGCAAAUGGAGUCAUCUGAAUGACGUACAUAUUCCCGAAUUGAAAAAUCCAGAGGUGACUCUUCUUAUUGGCACUGACGUACCAGAAGCUCAUUGGAAGAUGGAAGAACGACGCGGACGUAAAAAGGAGCCUUAUGCUAUACGAACACCGCUUGGGUGGUCAGUUGCAGGUCCCAUGGGAACAACGUCAGAAAGUGAAUUCAGUGCGUUCUUUGUUCGUGAAGAGGAUGAAUUCCUCGGCCGAACGGCAGAGAAGAUGUUUGAGAUGGAUUUCAGUGAAAGUACGUAUGGGCAGAGCCUCGGCAUGUCUUUAGAAGACAAGAAAGCACUGUCAAUAAUGGAAGAGUCUCUCAAAGUUGUGGAUAGUCAUUAUCAGCUCGAUUUACCCUUUCGUGAUAAGCUGGGCUUUCCCAACAACAGAGGUUUAGCCGAAAGAAGAUUACAUUCGCUUAAGGCAC